AUGCCCCAAAGAUGCAAAAAUAGCCACUUCAAACACUGCCGCUUCCACAGCGACGACAUCUUCUGCGACGACAGCGACUGGGGCUUCAUGUCGACGUUAACGUCUACUCAAAUGAAUGUCAAGCGAAGUUCUACAAGGGUCCACGGUCCCCCUGGUGGCGCAUCCCAGCUCACGUUUGGACCGGGUGGCUUCGGCUCCAGUGCCCCCCCUCCAGAACCAGAGGCCGAUGCCGAGUUGCGCGACUGUGGGGGCCUCCCGCAAACUGCGCAGCAACCCCGCGCAGACUUUAUUCCACAGAAACCUGUCUUCACACCCUCGACUCAACGCGGCUCUACCGCUUACCCCAUCAACAACAAUCAAAACCAACAGCAACUCCAGCAGCAAUUCCAGCAACAAAGGCCCCCGCCUACGGGCUAUUCGUACCUACCGCCCAGUGGGGGACCCCCGCCGAGCACCAGCGGGGGACGAGGGGUGUAUGGGGGCAACCAGCCCCCGGGCCAGUUCAUUGCAGACUCGCGGCCUUCCACGACUGGAUCGGGGUGGGGAAAGGCAGCACAACCACCGUUGACAUCGUCAAAGCGCGACCAAAACUGGGAACGAAAACGGCGCCAAUGGCUGGCCCGGAAGAAUGGAGGCGGUUCUUCUGGUGGGUACUCUAGCGGGUCGAGUUUUGUGCCCAGCACAGCUGGAGGUGGGUACGACAACCCGCCAUCGCCGCUGUCCAAGUUGUUGCACAACGUCAACAUCGGCGGCAGUGGCCAAGAGUUUCAAAUGCCACCCCGCACCCAGCAAUCGUCGUACCAGCAACUACCGCAACAACUUCAACCCCCUCGCACAGCCAUGUAUCCAGACACGGCGCAGUAUGGACACCAAGGAGCCCACCAGCAACAGCAGCUACCCCCUCGGACUCAGCAAUCUUCCUCGUAUCAACAGAUGGAGCCUCCGCGCACAUCAUCGUCAUCGUAUAACCAAGACAGCUACAGAGGGGGGGCGCCGCCCACGGGGUACACACGCCAAGGCGCGUAUCCCGACAAUUAUGGAAAACAACCCAGCAACGUGUUUCAGAACACCGGUGCAGCUCAAUUCUCCCAACCGCCUCCUCAAGCGAACAACAAUCGAAUGAUGACCGGCAGUGUGCCAAGCACAGCGGCAUCCGGGCGAUCUGUCCGACAAGCCCCGGGUGGCACCUCCAACUGGUCACCGUACAGCUAACCGAACGCGCCAGUACAUUGAAUACAUUCUUGUGGUAUGGGUAGUUGGUUCAUCAAUGGUACUGUACAGUGAGAUGCUAAAUAAAACUACAGUAAGGCUGUAACGAU
Messenger RNA from Aphanomyces astaci, 1319 nucleotides. RefSeq lists its product as hypothetical. Lineage: Eukaryota; Oomycota; Saprolegniomycetes; Saprolegniales; Verrucalvaceae. The coding region runs from base 1 to 1212 and encodes 403 amino acids. The transcript is spliced from 2 exons. The record is from RefSeq and is a predicted model, not a curated record.